This is a messenger RNA of Macadamia integrifolia, 780 nucleotides long. RefSeq names its product receptor-like protein 43. Lineage: Eukaryota; Viridiplantae; Streptophyta; Magnoliopsida; Proteales; Proteaceae. Gene Ontology annotation, molecular function: protein binding. The coding region runs from base 1 to 780 and encodes 259 amino acids. The record is from RefSeq and is a predicted model, not a curated record. The transcript has a single exon.
AUGUCGCGGUGGUGUUUCCUCAUCAUCUUGUUAUCUUUGUUUCAAAUUUGUCUCCUUUCUCCUCCUCUUUCUCCAUGUCCAUCUCAUUCUCUUUCUCCCCAGUUAUGUCUUGAUGAUGAGAGGUCUGCUUUGUUGCAACUGAAACUUGAUGAUGAGAGGUCUGCUUUGUUGCAACUGAAGCAAAAGCACUUCUAUGUGGUUCCGUAUUCAAACUACGACCCUCUCAAGUCUUGGAAGCCAGAUAUUGAUUGCUGCUACUGGAAGCGCAUCACCUGCAACAGCACCACUGGUCAUGUACUUCGCCUUGAACUUUCUAAUUCAUCACUCUCAGGUUCUAUCCAUUCCAAAAACAGCCUCUUCCAUCUUCAUCACCUUCAAAUGCUCAUUCUCUCCUACAAUGAUUUUUCAAAACAAAUCCCAUCACAAAUAUCACAGCUUACAAAUUUGGUUUAUCUUGAUCUUUCUGUGAACAAUUUUGGUGGCCAAAUCCCAUCAGAAAUGUCACAACUGACCAAUUUGGUUCAUCUUGACCUCUCUUUCAAUGGGUGGUAUAACCAAUUUCAAAUCUCUUAUCAUACAAUCCCUCAACUUGAUAUACCUAAUUUGAGAGAACCUGUUCGAAAUCUAUCUAGCUUGAGUGAACUAUAUCUUGAUGGGGUGAAUUUGUCAGAUAAAAAGAAUAGGGGUUGGUGUCAUCACUUAUCGUCCUCACUCCCUAACAUUCAAAUGCUGACAAUGGGUUAUUGUUCGCUUAUAGGCCCCAUAGAUGCAUCGAUUUGA